AUGCUCUACGCUGAGGACGACAAACUCGUUUUCCGGUUCGAUGAUCACCUUCUCUGGAUACAGCCAUGGGGCGAGAAUGCACUGCGCGUGAGAGCCACGAAGCUUGCGUCUAUGCCUACUGAGGACUGGGCCUUGUUGAAGGCCGAGUCGGAUCGACCUAUUAUCAAAAUCGAGGAUAGCCAAGACUCGAGCAUCUCCAACGGCAAGAUCAAAGCCACCGUCUCCCGCCGUGGCAAGAUCACCAUCUACAACCACAAGGGGGUCAAGCUUUUAGAAGAGUAUGCUCGUCAUCGUCGUGAUCCGAAAGACCCAAAAUGCAGCGCUCUGGAGAUUGAAGCUCGAGAGCUGCGACCCAUCCUCGGGGGUGACUUUCACCUGACCAUGCGUUUCGAAUCGCUCGACCCGAACGAGAAGAUCUUCGGAAUGGGCCACAUACCUUUUGCACUCUCCUCUUUGGGGUACGGGUUUCUCUGGAACAACCCGGCUAUCGGACGAGCUGUGUUCGGGACCAACACGAUGAGCUUUGAGGCCUAUUCCACCAAAGUGUUAGACUACUGGGUCGUCGCAGGCGACACCCCGGCUGAAAUCGAGGAAGCCUAUAGCAGGGCCACUGGCCACGUCCCAAUGAUGCCCGAGUACGGCCUUGGGUUCUGGCAAUGCAAGCUCCGAUACUGGAAUCAGGAGCAGCUCCUCGAUGUCGCCCGAGAAUACAAGCGACGAAACGUACCACUCGACCUCAUCGUCAUCGACUUUUUCCACUGGAAACACCAAGGAGAAUGGAGCUUCGAUCCCCAAUUCUGGCCCGAUCCUGACGCCAUGAUCCAAGAACUCCAAGCGAUGAACGUCGAACUCAUGGUCUCAAUCUGGCCAACGGUUGAAACCGCCUCCUCCAACUACGCUGAAAUGCUAGAAAAAGGCCUCCUCAUCCGCCACGACCGCGGCCUCCGCAUCGCCAUGCAAUGUGAUGGCGAUAUCACCCACUUUGACGCAACCAACCCAGCCGCACGAGCCUAUGUCUGGUCCAAAGCCAAACAGAACUACUACGACAAAGGCAUCAAAGUCUUCUGGCUGGACGAAGCGGAACCAGAAUACUCCAUCUACGACUUUGACAUCUACCGCUACCACGCCGGCAGCAACCUCCAAAUCGGCAACAUCUUCCCCAAAGAAUACGCGCGCGGAUUCUACGAAGGCAUGCACGCCGCCGGCCAAACCAACAUCGUCAACCUCCUCCGCUGCGCCUGGGCGGGCAGCCAAAAGUACGGAGCCCUCGUCUGGAGCGGCGACAUUGCAUCCUCCUGGACCUCCUUCCGCAACCAACUCGCCGCCGGCCUGAACAUGGGCCUCGCCGGCAUCCCCUGGUGGACGACCGACAUUGGCGGCUUCCAUGGCGGCGACCCAGACGACCCAGCGUUCCGCGAACUCUUCACCCGCUGGUUCCAAUGGGGCACCUUCUGUCCUGUGAUGCGUCUGCACGGUGAUCGAGAACCCAAACCAUCAAACCAACCCACAGCCUCCGGCUCCAACAACGAAAUCUGGUCCUAUGGCGAACAAGUCUACACGAUCUGCAAAAAGUAUAUCGGCAUCCGCGAGACCCUGCGCGAUUACACACGAACUCUAAUGAAAGAGGCGCACGAGAAAGGCACCCCCGUCAUGCGUACCCUCUUCUACGAGUUUCCGGAUGACCCGCGCGCUUGGACCGUGGAAUCGGAGUAUCUCUUUGGCUCGAAGUAUCUGGUGGUCCCGGUGUUUGCGGCCGGGCAGCGAACCAUCACGGCGUAUUUGCCGGCGGGGGCGUCGUGGAAGGUUUGGGGGGGUGGGCAGGAUACAGAGGGGGAGAUCCACGAGGGCGGACAGGAAGUGCAAGUGGCGUGUCCUAUUGAGUCGAUGCCUGUAUUUGUCAGGGUUUAG
Molecule: messenger RNA, 1908 nt
Organism: Aspergillus ibericus CBS 121593
Lineage: Eukaryota; Fungi; Ascomycota; Eurotiomycetes; Eurotiales; Aspergillaceae
Product: putative glycosyl hydrolase
Exons: 3
Coding region: 1-1908 (635 amino acids)
Biological process (GO): carbohydrate metabolic process
Molecular function (GO): hydrolase activity, hydrolyzing O-glycosyl compounds; carbohydrate binding
Source: RefSeq, a predicted model, not a curated record